This is a messenger RNA of Sinocyclocheilus anshuiensis, 4376 nucleotides long. RefSeq names its product zinc finger protein ZFAT-like. The coding region runs from base 145 to 3717 and encodes 1190 amino acids. The record is from RefSeq and is a predicted model, not a curated record. The transcript has 16 exons. Gene Ontology annotation, cellular component: nucleus. Gene Ontology annotation, biological process: positive regulation of transcription by RNA polymerase II. Lineage: Eukaryota; Metazoa; Chordata; Actinopteri; Cypriniformes; Cyprinidae.
CGCCAUAUUUGUUAUCGCAGAUUCGACAGAAACCUCUGCAGAAGUAAUUUAAGUAUAAUGGAUGCAUUUAAACUGCGCUCUGGUAAUACAAACACGGGUUAAAUCGUUUUCGAUGCGUUUUUACCUAUUCUUAAUUUAAAAAGAAUGGAUCCAGUGCAAGCAGACGGUUCAUCAGUCUUCAUGUGCAAAAUAUGCAACUUGUUCUCUCCCAGUAAACCAUUGCUGCUGUCUCAUGUUACUGAGACUCACUCCAAUGAAGGAGGGGAUCCUGACACUUUUAUUAUAGCACUUAAGCCUUUAACAACUCAGGAGCCACAGAGUUCAGAAGUUGUUGUGAAAAGAAAGCGUGGAAGACCAAAAGGCUCUACUAAGAAAGUCCAACCAGAAACGGUACAGAAAAUAACACCCAAUCAGCAGGAGAAAGAGUCCACUGCAAUACAACCGGUGGCAGUAGCCGAAGAGCCAUGUGAGGAUGGCAGUGAUCUGGAGUGCAAGAAAUGCAAUCGCGUAUUCAGCAACAGGCGACAAAUCUCCAAACACAUUUGCUUUGUAGGACUGAAAGAGGCUGCUGAUGAAGAAGAGUAUGGUAAUAAUACUGAUGCAAAUACAAUCAGUGAUGGAGAAGAGGAGAAAGAGAGGACACCAAAGAAAGCUCGAGCGAUGCGGACAGAUAAACUGUCCAGUGCAAAGGACCCUGAAUCAGCAAGCGGCAACAAAAACCCUAUUAUUAGUGUGGUCCUUACCAGUCACGAGGCCAUGCCUGGUGCCUCUAAGAUAGUUCCUAUUGAAGCAGCUCCAGCUGAACCAUCCACCCAGACGGUUGCAGAUGCAGGUUCCCAGGAGGCAGCAAUGAAAAGGGGAUACCAGGAAUAUGCCAUUCAGCAAGCUGCUUAUGAAGCACCCCUCAAAUCAAACAGGUUAGGACAGACGCAGCUUAAAAUCUUCACAUGUGAAUACUGCAAUAAAGUCUUCAAGUUCAAACAUUCACUGCAGGCUCACUUAAGAAUCCACACCAAUGAGAAACCAUUCAAGUGCCCGCAGUGUGACUACGCCAGCGCUAUAAAGGCCAAUCUUAGUGUUCAUAUACGGAAACACACCGGCGAGAAAUUCAGCUGUGAGCUGUGCUCAUUUAAUUGCCUCAGUAAAGGACACCUCAAAGUGCACGUGGAGCGAGUGCACAAAAAGAUCAAGCAGCACUGCCGAUUCUGCAAGAAGAAAUACUCUGACGUGAAGAACCUUCUUAAACACAUCCGCGAGACUCACGACAUGAACGACAAGAAAGUACAGGACUCCUACAAUGAGUACAGCCUCCAGACCAGGGAGGGCAAGAGACAGCUUCUGUACAACUGUCAAAUAUGCGACCGCAAGUUCAAGAACGAGCUUGAGCGCGACCGUCACAUGAUGGUUCAUGGCAACAAGAGACCCUUCGGCUGCGAGCUAUGCGAUCACGGCUCAACCAAAUUCCAAGCCUUGCAAGCCCACAUCCGAAAGCAUCCCUUCAUCUACGUGUGUGCCAUUUGCCAGGAAAAAUUUGUCAGCUCUGUGCGACUUAAGUCGCAUCUCGGAGAGUUCCACCCUGAAACGGAUGAACCCUCUGCUUUUGCAGACUCCAUCAAUUCCAGCUUUUGCUUGCUCAAACCAGGUGAUGACAUUCAGAAGGACAUGUUGAAUCAGGAUGAGCUUAAGAUCACAGAAGAGCUGUCGCAGCUCAAUGCCCAGGAGCUGUUAACCACAGAAGUGACUUGCAUGGCUCAAGAGGACCUUCAAACUCAAUGCUCUGAUAGUUUAGUGGUGGAGUCAGACCUUCUUGUACAGAACUCACAGGAUGGAAAUCCUGUUUCAGACAGUAUAAAUAAAACAGACACGUCUGCUGAAGCACAAACACAAGAGAUGGUCUGUGAAGAUGUAAUAAAUUCCCAAAGACUUCAAGAUGAUCCACUUAAAAUGGAGUGCUGUAUGACAGAAGAUCAGAAUCCUGCUCAAGAAACUGCACCUCUGACGCCUGAAAAAGCACAAACGCACUCAGAGCAGCUAGUAUCAAAGGAUACAUUUCCUCAAACCGAGGAAGAGGCGAUUGUGCCACAAACUAAUGCCGAUGAGGACUUACUCGGUUCAGAGCAAGAAGAAAUAUCUUCUUUCAAGCAGAUUGUAGAGCAGAUGCAAAAACGACAGCUUAACAUGGACGUUUUUGAACGGAUCCGGAAAGUAUAUGGAGACCUUGAAUGUGAAUACUGCGGUAAGCUUUUCUGGUAUCAGGUGCACUACAAUACGCAUGUGCGAACGCACACGAAAGAGCACCUCCAUUACUGUUCUCAGUGCAAUUAUUCCUCCAUCACUAAAAACUGCCUGAAGCGGCAUGUCAUCCAGAGACAUUCUGACAUCCUGCUGAAGUGUCCCUCUGAAGGAUGUCAGUACUGUACACCUGACAAAUACAAACUUCAGGCUCAUCUCAAAACCCAUUCGGACAUAGUCAAAAAAAGUUUUAUAUGCCCAGUAUGUCAAGAGUCUGUUCCCGAGGACAAAGUUAGAGCUCAUAUCAAAAGCAACCAUCCGGAUGUGUCGCUGAACUACAUCUCGGAAACGUUGGGAAUACGUGUACAUGUGAAAGGAGUGAUCGGGAAACGAGCUUCCAAAUGCCCGUACUGUGAUUGUUUCUUCACAAGGAAUGGGGCAGAUCUUCAGCAGCACAUAUGGGCUCAUGAAGGACUGAAACCGUACAAAUGUUCACAAUGUGAUUAUGCCUCAAGAAGUAAAAGCAACCUCAAAGCUCACAUGAAUAGACACAGUACUGAGAAAGCACAUCUUUGUGACCUCUGUGGAAAAAAGUUCAAGUCUAAAUGCACUCUGAAAAGUCAUAAGCUCAUGCACACAGCAGAUGGAAAGCAGUUCAGAUGUACUGAGUGUGACUUCACUGCUGCACUGAGACCGCAUCUCCUUCGUCACAUGGAGCAACAUGCUUCUUUCAAACCUUUUCGUUGUGCACACUGCCACUACUCGUGCAACAUUUCAGGUUCUCUGAAAAGACACUAUAACAAAAAACAUCCCAACGCUCAGUAUAUCAAUGCUGGAUCAGGAGUGUCCACUUCCGAAACUGUGACAGAGCAAGGUGGAGUCAAAUGUCCUGUUUGCAAUUACGUUUAUGGCACUAAAUGGGAAAUGAACAGACACCUAAAGAGCAAACAUGGUCUCAAAGUGGUGGAGACUGACAGUCUUGUUCUGAAUCAGUGGGAGGUAGUGGAGUCAGUGGAGGAGCCGGCCAUGCAGUACCUUCAUAUAGCUGAGACUGAGGAUCCACAAGGAACAGAGACUGCUGUAUCAGCUCUGCAGGACCUGCGCUUCAACACACAAAAUGGUGUUGUGUCUGCGGCAGCGGGAGACAGACUAGACCCGGCAUCUGUCAACAUCCUGCAGCAGAUAAUUGAACUGGGCUCAGAGAAUCAUGAUGCCGCUGUGGCUUCUGUGGUUGCCAUGGCUCCCGGUACAGUUACUGUUGUAGAGCAGGUGGAGCAGGAGGAGCCGCAGGCCAAUCAUGCCAUGAUGAUCCAGGAUGCACUGCAGCAGGCCACAGUGGGCCUGGGAGAAGAGCACCAUCUAGUGGUGUCUUCAGAUGAAAUGGAGGGCAUCAAAACUGUUACAGUGUAUACGCAGGAAGAUGCAUCCCAGUUCAUAGUCUAUGUUCAGGAUGCUGUGCAAACUGAGGAGACCAGCACAGUAUAGAGCAUAGUAAGACAAUACAUAUGGGGUUUUAAAACUACUAGCUAGCUAGUUCAAAUGCUGUUCAAGUGUUUUCUUCUAGUUUUUCUUUUGCUGUAGUUACUCCAGUCAGGUCUUGAAUGGACUAUUGCAGCCAUACAUAUAGAUUAUAGGGACCUAUCUUGCACAAUUGUAAAUAAUCUGAAAUGAAAAGUAGCAGUGAAUAGUCAGCCUCAUGCUACAAAAAAAAUAGAUAUUUUUCCUGACAGAAGCAUUAAGUCUUUGCAAAAAUCUUGAGACCUAAUCACAGUAAAGCCAGCUGCACAUAACUAAGAAUCUAUUUUAGAAAUGUGAUUUUUUUAUUAUUAUUAUUUAGAAUAUUUUUCAUGUACCAUCAUUGUAAGCAUGUAUGCAACAGUUACUGUGUGACUCUGGCCUCCUCCACACUUUUUAUAUAAAGCUCCCAUACAGUGUAUGGCUAUCAUAAUAGUAAACUGAGUUAUUUAAUGUGUGGUGUUGUGUAUUAUUGAGAUACUUCAUUAAUUAAUUUAAUAACAUUUCAUAAUUUCAUUUUUCAUAUCAUUCAUGAUUUUACAAGUGAAACUCACUUUAAAGCUGUGCACCAAUACAGCAUCAACUACACUACCAUUCAAAAGUUUUAUGGUAGGUGAGAUUUUUGAAAU